Messenger RNA from Gossypium raimondii (Peruvian cotton), 2015 nucleotides. RefSeq lists its product as hypothetical. The transcript has 4 exons. Gene Ontology annotation, biological process: response to red or far red light; negative gravitropism. Bases 129 to 1808 code for a protein of 559 amino acids. NCBI's taxonomy places the organism in Eukaryota, Viridiplantae, Streptophyta, Magnoliopsida, Malvales, Malvaceae. The record is from RefSeq and is a predicted model, not a curated record.
GUAUCCAUUGAACUAGAGUCUCUUUCUGCCCUUCACUCUCCUCCUCCUAUUUUUCAACAUAUCUUCUUUGCCAUUACUGUAGCCUUUGACUUUACCAGUACUCUCACUGUGUAUAACUGGGGGAAACAAUGCUUCCAAGCAGCUUGCUUUGUUCCAUGCGUCCCAACUUCUCAAGCAGGAAGAAGAAAGGGAACCGGGAUAGCCUGGAAACUGAAGCCAAAGGCCUUGACUUUUGGUACGCCGUUCCGUUUAACAAAGAUCCGUUUCAGAAUCAGUCGUCGUCAAGAUUCUCUUUAAGAUCUGAUAAUUCUCACCUUUCCAGAAACGGGGCAGCGGUCAAGGCGAAGAAGAAAGGAGACAUGGCGACCAAAGUAUCGAACUUUUCGGAUCUGAUACAACGUGUUGCAGCUUCUUGUUUAUUGCACCCGCUCGCCGCCGGUAGGCAAGAAUCCGGCGAAGCUGACACCCUGACUGACGAUGUUAUUGAGGAGGACCCUGAUGAAGAAGAAUACUACGAGUAUAACAAUUCGAGUGAGGAUGAAGAGAAAGAAAAUGGGGUGAAGGGGGCGGAAAAGUCGAGGAGAAUAGCGACAGUUUGGAACAAUAACGGAGAGAAAACGAAGGAAAUGGUGACGUUAAUGGAGGAGGUUUUCGAGGCGGUGGCGGAAAUGAAGAAGGCUUACGUAAGGUUACAAGAGGCGCAUUGUCCGUGGGACCCGGAGAGGAUGAGGGCGGCUGACGUUGCGGUGGUGGGUGAGCUGAGGAGGCUUGGGGUGUUGAGGGAAAGGUUUAGGAGAGGGACGCGCGGUGGUGGCGGUCGAGGGAAAGGACACGUGGCUAUGCUGAAGGAAGUGGUGGCGCCAUACGAGGCGGCGGUGGAGGACUUGAAGAGGGAAGUGAAGGUUAAGGAGGUGGAGAUCGAGAACCUGAAAGAGAAGCUCAACACUGUCACUUGCCUUUCCAAUGGCGGAAAGAAAGGACGGAGUUUUUCCAAGAGGAAAGUCAGCUGCAGUCAAGUACUUGGAGCAGCGCCAGUACCAACACCGGAGCUGUUCGAGGCUACAAUGUGUCAGGUGAAGGAAGCAUCAAAGUCCUUCACAUCUCUCCUCCUUUCCCUCAUGCGCGAGGCUCGCUGGGAUAUUGCUGCCGCUGUCCGAUCUAUUGAAGCUGCAACAGCUGCUCAUGAUACCACCGCUUAUACCACCACGAUAACUCCCUCUGUUAUUGCAAAUCACCAUGCCAAGUACGCGCUCGAGUCGUAUGUUUCACGCAAAAUUUUUCAAGGAUUCGACCACGAGACUUUCUACAUGGAUGGCAGCCUUUCUUCCUUACUUAAUCCCGAUCAGUACCAUCGGGAGUGCUUCACUCAAUACCGUGACAUGAAAGCAAUGGAUCCGGUUGAACUUCUCGGAAUCUUGCCUACCUGCAAUUUUGGCAAGUUCUGCUCGAAAAAGUACCUUGCCAUCGUUCAUCCCAAGAUGGAAGAAUCCUUGUUCGGGGACUUGGAGCAGCGCAACCAAGUAAUGGCCGGGAAUCAUCCAAGGAGUCAGUUUUAUGGGGAGUUCUUGGGGCUGGCCAAGGCAAUUUGGUUGCUUCAUUUGCUUGCUUUCUCACUUGACCCUUCACCAAGCCAAUUCGAAGCAAGUCGGGGAGCAGAGUUUCAUCCACACUAUAUGGAAAGUGUCGGCAAGAUUUCUGGUGGGCGAGUACCUACAGGUCAGAUUGUUGGAUUCCCAGUUAGCCCUGGGUUCAAGCUAGGAAAUGGUUCUGUUGUGAAGGCUAGGGUUUACCUGGUGGCUAGGACUUAAAGACUUCUUGUAUCUGCCUUAAUAGGUUUUAGGAUUUACGGUAGGGGAAUCGGAUUUAGCUUGCUGUUGCUAUUACCGGACAUCACUCGGAGGAAUUUCUGGGGAUUGUUAUUACACUGAUCUGAUGUUAGGAUUAUUUAGGUCCUUUUUUCAGCUGUAUGUAACAAGAGUAUUUGCUCUUUAAGAAAUUGAUUUAAACUCCACGGA